GUAAAAGACCCGAACAAGCAGUUUAUUUAUUUCACAGUCUACAACAAAGAUAAUACUCUAGUAGAGUUGAAGCAAAAGUAAGCAAUCUCGAAACUUGAUGGUCGGAGUUGAAUAAUACUAUUACACCGAUCCACUUGCUUAAUAGAUUGCCACUUUGACUCAAACUCCCCUGAACCUCGACUUAAACCCCAGAUUUAUACUUACAUUUCUUACAUUCACAUGCUUAAUGUGAUUGAUUCUCCUACCCCUUUCUAACAAGUACUCAACACCCUUCACACACUUGCUUUUACUUUUUCAACUAGAUUUCUCAUGGACUCUUUGAUUUUCUCUUUUUCUCCGGCCACCAUCUCCGCCGUUGAUAGAUAUCCCCAGAUACCCUCAUGCAUAUUCCGGCCAAGUAUCGGUCGUCUCUCUCGCCGGAGAUUGUUGUUCUCUGAUUCUCGACGGUGUUAUGUGGCUCUUCCUUCGCUUGUGUCUGCCUCUACUAAUUCUCUCCCGCCAAAAGAUGGAAACUAUACCGUGGGUGAUUUUAUGACCAAGAAAGCGGAUUUACAUGUUGUCAAGCCCUCAACCAGUGUUGAGGAUGCACUUGAGACUCUUGUGGAGAAAAGAAUUACCGGGUUUCCUGUGGUUGACGAUGACUGGAAAUUGGUUGGGGUCGUAUCAGAUUAUGACUUGUUAGCACUUGAUUCUAUAUCAGGUGCAGGUCAUGCUGACACAAAUCUGUUUCCUGAUGUAGAUAGUACUUGGAAAUCAUUCAAUAAGAUUCAACAACUAUUAAGUAAGACUAAUGGAAAAGUUGUUGGUGAUUUGAUGACGACUGUUCCCCUCGCCGUUCGAGAAGCCACAAACCUGGAGGAUGCUGUCAGGUUAUUGCUUGAAACUAAGUACCGUCGAUUGCCAGUUGUAGAUGGUGAUGGCAAGCUGGUUGGAAUAAUUACAAGGGGUAAUAUAGUUAGAGCAGCAAUUCAGAUAAAAUUUGCUGGUGAGGCAAAGUCUGGCCUUCUGGGUUCCAAGACUGAGACGCAAUCUUCUUAAGGCAUGUCAAAGUUGCUGUCAAUUUUGCAGUAUAAUGUUCUUGCAUAUAAAUUUUACUCCCACGUGGAUUUCAUUCCAGCUUGUGCCUAUUAGUUCUGGUAAGUAGAGUAUUAUCCAUAUUAAUAUGAUAUUCAAGGAAAAAUUAUAGUUUAGUAGGGAGCAUAAUCAAUAUUUGUGGCUGCAUAUAUUGCUUGUUUCAUCGUGGCUUGUUGGUGACAGAUUCAAGUAAUCAUUUAUGUUUAAAAUAUUUUUUAAAAUGCAAGCUGUGUUUAAGCGGGCUAGGAUGCUGUGUUGUGCAAAAACGUUGUAAUUCAUUGAAUUUCUAGAGGCUCCCCAGACUAUGUUUUAUAAAGUUAGAUACAAUAUAUAUACAUGCCAAGUAAAUCUUCACUAUCAUGUAGUAACAAUUUUAUGCAACUGCAUUGUUUUUUCUA
Molecule: messenger RNA, 1472 nt
Organism: Daucus carota subsp. sativus
Lineage: Eukaryota; Viridiplantae; Streptophyta; Magnoliopsida; Apiales; Apiaceae
Product: CBS domain-containing protein CBSX1, chloroplastic
Exons: 8
Coding region: 310-1038 (242 amino acids)
Source: RefSeq, a predicted model, not a curated record